GGGCGUGAUUAAACGCGCUAGCUUUCUCGAUGUUGUCAAGCCUUUCAAUCGUCGACUUCCAUCGUUCCUUCAGCUACGGAACCUUCUGUAAUCCGGCUGCAAUCUGUAUGUUCCCGGAGGUUGUGAGAGAUAGGGAGGCGGGCUGCCCUAGAAGGUUUACCGCGCACGACAGCGAUAAUGUCGACGCAAGGAUUUUGCAAUCGCCAGGGCAAUCUCGAUGCCCUCGUAUUAGCUUGCCCUGUAACAGAUCGUCGAGUGCCAGCGGGUUGCGUUUAUGCGCUUCCUCUGUUCCUUCUUUUUUUUGUAUUUUUUUUAUCGUUUCGUAUUUGUAAAAGUUGCUUAUCGUCCAGUCGCGGGCGCCAGGGCUGUAUACGUUUUUGGCACUGCGCACGUCUCCCCACUCGCCUGACCGACCCGCUGACCUCGGCGCGGCGAGCCAAAGUGAGCAUUUCUUUUUUGUAGUGCCGAAAUAUGGCGACCUUUAUUUUUUAGAUUAGAUUAGAUUAUGUGGUUUUACUUGCCAAAACCACUUUCUGAUUACGAUGCACGCCGUAGUGGAUCGGCGGUCCUGCACGCUACUAACCCUGAGCGCACAGCAGUGCGGCCAAGCGCGAUACGUAAUAUCUCGCGCGAGCUUCUGUCCACGCUAACCUCGCUCGCCAUCGGAGAUUCUGUCUCCCUGCUUGGUCCUUGGCCGUGCGCCCGCCGCCGCCGGGCAUCUCUUCGACGGCGUGCGCCCCCGGUUGGAGUCGAUUCUGAUCGGCCCCCGCGUUUAGUUCUCAUCCACGCGGCCUUCCGUCGACCGCGACGCGCUUUUAUUAGUUUUCCGCGAGCGGCGGGUGACGCGACCGAGGGGGAUCCGCCAUCGAUGCCGCAAGGGGCCUGAUUCGGAUCACUAAGACGGGCUUAUACUUCAAAUCAUGCCUCAAAGCCAAUCGGACGGUGCCUAUGGUGUUUCAGUCCGUGGUCAACAAGAACAUGGACAAGGUGUGUUUCAUCAUGGAGCACAACCGAUGGACAUUCAAACAGGUGGAUGACUUCACGAACAGGGUGGCCAACUGCUUUCUGCAGCAGGGACUGAGGCCUGGUGAUGAAGUAGCCGUGUUUAUGGACUCUCGGCCAGAGUUUGUCAUGCUUUGGCUGGGAAUGUCCAAAGUGGGCAUUGUGGCUGCUCUGGUCAACACUAACCUCAAGUCUGAUCCGCUUCUGCACUCCCUCACCUGCAUCAGUGCCAAGGCCAUUGUCUUCGGCAAGGAACAGGCCAAUGCCAUGAAGGAUGUGGCCCCUUCCCUUAUGGAGAAGGGUGACUACCAGUACUAUGUGUAUGGUGCUUGUGACACCCAGCCUCUGCCAGCAGUUGAUCUGGAGGAACUUAUCAAAAACAGCUCAUCAGUUCCUGCAGAUAUUGACUACAAAGGCAGCAUUCAUGAUAAACUGGUAUACAUUUACACAUCUGGAACCACUGGUCUUCCCAAGGCUGCUAUCAUAAAGCACAGCAGGUAUUUGUCAAUGGUGUCUGCUUCCAAGUACAUGAUGCCCAUCAAGGCCGAUGACAUCCUGUACACUGCCCUGCCACUGUACCAUACGGCAGGUGGUAUCCUUGCUGUGGGGCAGGCUCUCCUUUUCGGAAACACAGUCGCCAUCCGAUCCAAGUUUUCUGCUUCCCGCUUCUGGGAUGACUGCAUCAAAUAUGACUGCACUGUGACACAGUACAUUGGUGAGAUCUGCCGGUACCUACUGGCUCAGCCGGUGCGUCCACAGGAAAGGCAACACAAGAUUCGCAUGAUGUUUGGAAAUGGCCUGCGGCCCCAAAUUUGGAGCCAGUUUCAAGAACGCUUCGCCAUCAGGGACAUUCGUGAGCUCUAUGGAUCCACAGAGGGAAACGCGCACGUCUUGAACAUCGACAACAAGGUGGGGUCCGUUGGUUUUGUGUCUCGGAUUGCUAGCAAUGUCCAUCCUGUCAAGCUAAUUCGAGUAGACGAAGCCACUGGUGAGCCACUCAGGGACAAGAACGGGCUCUGCAUCCCAUGCGAACCUGAUGAAGUUGGCGAACUUGUGGGACGCAUUGUGCGUGAUGACCACAUUCACUCAUUCGAUGGCUAUGCAAACAAGGCAGCCACCAGCAAGAAGGUCUAUAAGGAUGUCUUCAAGAAAGGCGACUUAGCCUUUGCAUCAGGAGACCUGCUUGUCAUGGACGAGUUUGGCUACUUGUUCUUCAAGGACAGAACAGGUGACACCUUCCGCUGGAAGGGAGAAAAUGUGUCCACAUCGGAGGUGGAAGGAGUUGUUGCGAGGAUAGCAGGCCUUACAGACUGUGCUAUCUAUGGAGUUGAGAUUCCAGGAUCUGAAGGCAAGGCUGGCAUGGCUGCCAUCUGCGAUCCCGAAGGCAAACUUGACCUCAAGACUUUCUUGCGGGACGUACGAAAUGCCCUCCCUGCUUACGCAAUACCUCUCUUUAUUCGUGUAGUGAAGGAUCUGGAAGCAACAGGUACCUACAAGAUCAAGAAAGUGGAUCUCCAGAAGCAGCAGUACGACAUCGACACGAUUGAUGACCCGAUGUAUUUCCUCGACCUAACGGCUAAUGAGUAUGUGCCUCUAACCAGGGCUGUCUAUGAGAAGAUUCAAAAAGGCGAGGCAAGGGUCUGAAAGCUGCAGUCAAUGCUAAGCUGCCCCCUUUGAGGACCAAUGAAAUUCUCAGCUUCAUACAUGUUAUAUGUACAUGCAAAGAGCCUGGAGAAGCAGCUGUGCAACUAAGUCCUGUUGGCUGCUGCCGUAGUCGUGGCCUUUCCGUGACACUGGAGUCUCCCCAUACUGCUUUUCAUCUUUGACUGCCUUGUCUUGUGCUACUGGCUUUUUGAUGGCUGGCCAGUUUGGGUCAUGCGACUCAGUGAAGAGGAGCAGUACAAAUAAAAAAUCGCGACAAAAUAAGACCUGUUCUGCAGAAAUGGUAGUAGUAC
Messenger RNA from Dermacentor andersoni, 2957 nucleotides. RefSeq names its product Fatty acid transport protein 1 (gene Fatp1). NCBI's taxonomy places the organism in Eukaryota, Metazoa, Arthropoda, Arachnida, Ixodida, Ixodidae. Gene Ontology annotation, biological process: long-chain fatty acid import into cell; long-chain fatty acid metabolic process. The record is from RefSeq and is a predicted model, not a curated record. Gene Ontology annotation, cellular component: endoplasmic reticulum membrane; plasma membrane. Gene Ontology annotation, molecular function: long-chain fatty acid-CoA ligase activity; long-chain fatty acid transmembrane transporter activity.